Molecule: messenger RNA, 3792 nt
Organism: Epinephelus lanceolatus (giant grouper)
Lineage: Eukaryota; Metazoa; Chordata; Actinopteri; Perciformes; Serranidae
Gene: pdlim5a
Product: PDZ and LIM domain 5a
Biological process (GO): actin cytoskeleton organization; heart development; muscle structure development
Cellular component (GO): adherens junction; Z disc; filamentous actin
Molecular function (GO): actin binding; muscle alpha-actinin binding
Source: RefSeq, a predicted model, not a curated record
ACACACAUACAGUGUGUUUGCUGGGAAGGGGAUAGUCCAGGGGAAACUAGGGAUUACAUUGUCUACCUGCUUGUGAAGGAAUUAUUUCCCUCUCUGGAAUUUCCAUUAAGGAGAUCUUGGAACAACAUCCUAAAGGAGCCACAGCCACGUUCUUAUCAUCAAAACCCAGUGACAUCACUACUAUCACCCAAUCUGCAACCUAUUUGCCAGCCGUCAGCAUCAUCGCUCGACUGCAACAUUAGCGCCGAACACGUUUGACAUCAUCAAGGAGACCAUGAGCAGCAACUACAGCGCCACUCUGUUAGGCCCUGCCCCCUGGGGCUUCAGGCUGCAGGGAGGGAAGGACUUCAAUAUGCCCCUCACCAUCUCCAGGCUGACAGAUGGUGGGAAGGCGGCUAAAGGUGGCAUUGGCAUUGGAGACUUGGUUCUGUCUAUUGACGGCAUCGCCACGGAGGGCAUGAACCACCUGGAGGCCCAGAACAAGAUCAAGAGCUGCACUGGCAACCUCAGCCUCACCCUGCAGAAGGCCCCCAGUGUUACAAAAUCUCCUCCUCCUGUGGCACCAAAGGACAACAGAUCAGACAUCAUAAAACCAGUGGCCCUCACCCAUCCCCCUCCACCAUCUCACCCCCACCCUCACUCCUCCAGCCCCUCCACCAUCCACUACAACAAGGCCCCCCGACCUUUCGGGUGCUGUGCAGAGAGUGGGUACCCUCCCUCACAGUCACCUUCCACUCCCUUCAUCCCAUCCCCAUCCUCUGCCUUCACUCCUGCCUCCUCCCAAACCAGCUCUCCUCCUCCCCCUCCACCUCCUGUCUCUGACCCAUCCUCUUCCUCCUCCUCCUCCCCGCCUGUCCUCGUUGCGCCACAGCCAUCAGUGUAUAACACACCGAUCAACCUCUACUCCACUGAGAACGCAUGUGAGGUGGCCAUGGGGCAGAGGCGGGGCCUGUUGGAGAGUCAGGGCGGAGCCUUGCCUUUGCAGUUUAAUGGAGUUCCCAGGAAGCACAUUGUGGACACAGACAUCCAUUUUUACCAUGUGCCCACUCAUGCUGAUGCCAGCAGGAAGCGCAUAAUGGAGGAUACAGAGGACUGGCGCCCUCGCACCGGCACCACCCAGUCCAGAUCUUUCAGGAUUCUGGCUCAGAUCACCGGUACCGAGCGUGCUCAAGAUGAGGAAGCUGACACAGCCAAGAAGUCAAAUGAAGAGGGAGAGGAGCCAGAGCUCAACAGCCAUGAGUCUGCAGUUAUCAAGACCAUGACCAAAGGACCUGCAGCAAUUCGGGGUCACGGACCACAGGCUGGUUUGAUCACCCCAUCUUUCGGGAUGAAGGGUAAUGGAAGUGCCAGCGUCCCGAGGGGUCCUGUCCCAGCCCGACCUUUACCUCAGCCCCACCCUGAGGACACCUUGGUCCAGAUGGCAGAGCACAUCCCUGCUGGGACUCGCACGCCCAUGUGUGCCCACUGCAUCAUGGUCAUCAGGGGGCCAUUUUUGGUAGCAAUGGGGAAAUCAUGGCAUAAGGAGGAAUUUAACUGUGCCCACUGCCGUACAUCCCUAGCGGAUAUAGGCUUUGUGGAAGAACGGGGAUCUGUCUACUGUGAACACUGCUAUGAAGAGUUCUUCGCUCCCACAUGCAGCCGUUGCCAGGCCAAGAUCCUUGGGGAGGUGAUAAACGCCCUCAAACAGACAUGGCACGUCUACUGCUUUCUAUGCGCCUGCUGUCAGCAGCCGAUCCGAAACAACACCUUCCACCUGGAGGAUGGAGAGCCGUAUUGUGAACAAGACUUUUACAGUAUGUUUGGAACCGGCUGCCAUGGCUGUGAGUUCCCCAUUGAGGCUGGAGACAAGUUCUUGGAGGCCCUUGGUUACACCUGGCAUGACACCUGCUUCGUCUGCACAGUGUGCUGCACCACUCUGGAAGGCCAGACCUUCUUCUCCAAGAAAGACAAACCUCUUUGCAAGAAACAUGCUCACACACUGAAGAUAUGAGUCUUGGACUUUUCUCAGAAUAUUCUAGCCAUACAUUCUUCUUUGGUCGAUGGGGUGGGAAGGCCUCUUAGUAGUUCAUGCAACAGUAAAACCCAAGCAAUACUUAGAAGCAUAGAGGUAAAAAUAAGGGAAACACUGCCAUGAAUGCAAAGUAAGCUUAUUCUUGUCCAGAGACCCAGAUCCAGUGUAAACAUAAUCUAAAAUACUCAUCUCUUGUGAUUUCUAUUAUAAACAGCAACAAAGCUUGUAGUAAAGGAUCACUGUUUGACCAAUUUUAUUUGGAUUUUAUUUGCUUCUGCGUACAAAUGUAGAAGUUUUACUGCCAAAUGGUGCAGUGUAUGUCUACUACCAUGAGCAAUUACCAAAGUCAGACAUUUAAUACUGUCUAAAAUGUAGUGAUCCAAGUCUUUAUUUUUAAAUCCAGAGUUUUAAUCUUUAGUUUCUCAGAUGCAUCACAGUGAGAUCAUCACAUUUACCAUUGAAAGCCAGUGUAAGCAGAGGCUCAGGUUACCUGUUAAAUCACGACACCUGCAAUUAGAUAGAACCAGAAAUGUGUGAAAAUGUAUUUUCAAACCCACACUAAAGGAAUUCAGACAGAGGAGAAUAUCUGACAGUUGGUUUUCUAAGCAGGUGUUUAUUUUUGUUUGUGUAGCUGUAAUUAAAUUUAAUAAUCUGAUCCGCAGCCAUUAAGACAGGUUCAAUAGAAUAUCAGCGAUCCAAUUCCCUGUGUCAAAUGUUGUUAUAUUUUGUUUUUGUGCCCUUUGCUUUAUGAGAAUCUACAUAAAAAAGUGUUGGACUGUGCUUACAAGUUGUUUUAAUACUGUACAGGUGAGCUGGAUGUCGGGGGGGUGAUGGUGAAACCUUUAUGCUUUUUAUUUCCUAUUUGUCGUGUGAAAUUUGUAACAAUGGCCAAAAUGUUUGAAUGAAUAGGCCAGAUUUAGUCACAUACAACGGUGAAGCACUUGAUGGACAGAGAGAAAGAGGAGUAGUCUUGAUAUUACGGAGGACAGAACCGGCCCUAAAUAUAAGCUAAAUAAAUAAGUAUACAAACAAAAUAAAUAAAUGUAUAACAAAAUAUAUAGAGACUACAGUAUAUUAUGUAUAUCUUUGUUCUUCUCCUAACUUUGAUAGAGUGACAUAUCUUGACAAUUGCAUUAUAUUGGCAGAAAUAUGUUUUCUAUACUAAGUGCCAUAUAGUUUAAUGAAUUCUAUUAAUAUUUUACUUAUUUUACCUCAUGUUAUUGUAUUUUAUAAUAAUUGCAUCCAUUUCCGGUUAAUUCAGUCCUCCAUGCUUCAUAGAAGUGAGCAGCUCUUUCUGUCCUGGCCUGCAAGAAAACAUGGUUACUAUAAUCCUUGUGUAGUAAAUUGUGUAUUUUAUUUUGUCUAGAGGUGAGAAAUGUCUUAUCUAACGAUAUGUAUUUAACAUUUUGGGUGACUGGGAGCAGUGCAGGGAGCAGAUAGGGGGUUGUUAUUUCUCUGUUUUAAGUAUCUCCCUUCACUGUUCACUAACCGUCCCAACGUACUGACUCUGAGAUAUUUACUUUUCAUUAUGGCUGAGGGGUACACAUGGUCACAAAUAUUUUCUUUAGUUUGCAAACACCAGAACAAAUGGCAGCAAAACACACUUUCACAUAAUUAUCAGUCAAGAAAGCUGGGUUUUUACUCUUCAGGGAUGAAAGGGGGUGAGUACAGUGUACAGCGGUAAUCAAACAAUACUCAUCUACAAAACUACAGUCGGAACGAUUAAAACUGAUCUGAGCUGUUAAAUAAAUGAUGUGCUUUUUUAACCCCCAUGAGAAAUA